Trichogramma pretiosum is the source of this 727-nucleotide messenger RNA. It is a transcript of the gene Srp19, whose product is annotated as signal recognition particle 19 kDa protein. Gene Ontology annotation, molecular function: 7S RNA binding. The transcript has 2 exons. NCBI's taxonomy places the organism in Eukaryota, Metazoa, Arthropoda, Insecta, Hymenoptera, Trichogrammatidae. Gene Ontology annotation, biological process: SRP-dependent cotranslational protein targeting to membrane; SRP-dependent cotranslational protein targeting to membrane, signal sequence recognition. Bases 82 to 519 code for a protein of 145 amino acids. The record is from RefSeq and is a predicted model, not a curated record. Gene Ontology annotation, cellular component: signal recognition particle, endoplasmic reticulum targeting.
CGGUUGCAGUGGCGCCACGUACGGAAUUUUGUACGUCACAUAUUGAAUCCUGGAGCAGUAGUUUAUACAUAGUGGGUAAACAUGGCAAGCUUUUCUCAAACAAGUAAACACAGCGACAAAGAAAGAUGGGUUUGCAUCUAUCCAGCUUACUUGAAUAGUAAGAAAACUCUAGCUGAAGGACGCAAAUUAAACAAAUCAAGUUGUGUAGAAAAUCCAACGCAUCAAGAAAUUCGUGAUAUUUUGAACAGUGCUGGAUUAAAUGUAGUGGUGGAAAACAAAUUGUACCCAAGAGAGAAUAGUAAAGAGUUACUUUAUCGAGGCAGAAUAAGAGUUCAGUUGAGAAAUGAUGAUGGGACACCUGUUAACCCAAAUUAUCCUACUAGAGAUUCUCUCUUGAAAUUCAUUGGCACAAGCAUUCCCAAACUAAAAACUAGACAGGGCAAAACAUCCGCUCCUGAACCAUCUUCUCAACAAACAGCUGCUACAUCUAAGAAAGGUAAAGGAAAAGGUCGAAGAUGAACAAGUUCAGUGAAAACUGUGUUAAUAUAUAUGGACAUUGUUACUGAACAUUUUUGUGUUGAUCACUGUGUAUACUAUUAGCUACAAGUUAUGUUCAUUACACGUAAGAAAGAAUGAGAAAUAGUUUUAUGUAUUUCUGUCAGAAAAUACUUUAUUAUUAGCAUAGUUUAAAAGCUGUGCAAUAAAUAUAUAAGUUUUGAUAUAAAAA